Sphenostylis stenocarpa is the source of this 3600-nucleotide messenger RNA. The record is from the annotation of a GenBank genome assembly. Lineage: Eukaryota; Viridiplantae; Streptophyta; Magnoliopsida; Fabales; Fabaceae.
AUGGUGGAACCCACCAUUAUCUCCGAAUUGAAGAAACUUCUCCCUUUUCAGUAUUCAACUUUUUCUCCCAUCAUUUCAAAGAAUAUAAAUCUGAUUACAAAAUCUUCGUACUGCUUACCGGAAGGCACGACCCUCACUUACAUUAGCACUCUUUUUGGAAAGCCCACAUCGGAGAUUCUGAAGUACAACCCAAGCGUGACAAACCCCGACGCGAUUCACAGCCAAACGCGGAUCAACGUGCCGUUCUCGUGUGAAUGCUUAAACAGUGAGUUUUUGGGGCACACUUUCACGUACAAGAUCCAACGCGGGGACACGUACAAGAUAGUUGCGGCGAUUCAUUUCUCGAACCUCACCACGGAGGAUUGGCUGAGCAAGGUGAACAGUUACAUAUCCUAUGAGAUUCCUGAGAAUGUCAACAUCAACGUCACCGUCAACUGCUCCUGCGGAAACCGACAUGUGUCCAAGGAGUAUGGACUGUUCUUGACGUACCCGCUUCGGGUGGGUGAUGACUUGCAGGGGCUUGCGGCGAAAUCCGGUGUGCCGGCGGAGCUGCUGACACGGUACAACCCCGCCUCCAAUUUCAAUGCUGGAAAUGGACUCGUCUUCGUGCCGGCCAAAGUUGCUAAAUCCGCCCAAUUUCCUCUUCAUGUAUGGCUACCCGAUGCUAUGGAGGGACCUACCCCCAUUUCCGCCCUUAUACAUGCUGCUACUAUGGUAGCCGCGGGAAUUUUUCUUGUGGCUCGACUUCUUCCUCUUUUCAACCUGUACCUGUUUCUUCCAAACUUUUGCAGAUCAGGAAUAUCUAGCGGAGCCAUUGCUAGCAUAGCUGUUGGAGGAGCUGUUGGGGUCCUAAUUUUGGCACUUCUUCUAUAUGUUGGACUACACAGAAGAAGGAAAGUGGCUGAGGCUGAGGUAUCCCAUCUCCCAGUUCCAGGAGCAUCUGAAGAUCAGUGUAGUCCACUGUGUCAUGGUAUUGGUUCUGGAAGCAUCUUGGACAAGGCAUCGGAAUCUUCAGUUGUUGCUUCUCCAAGGAUGACUGGGAUUACAGUGGACAAGUCAGUGGAGUUCUCAUAUGAGGAACUAGACAAGGCCACUGAUGGCUUUAGUGUGGCUAAUAUAAUUGGUCAAGGUGGCUUUGGAUCUGUUUACUAUGCUGAACUUCGGAAUGAGAAAGCUGCAAUUAAAAAGAUGGAUAUGCAAGCAUCAAAUGAAUUCCUUGCAGAACUAAAGGUUCUAACGCAUGUCCAUCACUUGAACUUGGUGCGGUUAAUAGGAUAUUGUGUUGAGGGCUCCUUAUUUUUGGUUUAUGAGUAUAUUGAGAACGGCAAUUUAAGACAACAUUUGCGAGGCUCAGGGAGGGAUCCGUUAACAUGGGGAGCUAGAGUUCAAAUUGCCCUUGAUGCAGCAAGAGGAUUGGAAUACAUCCAUGAGCAUACAGUUCCUGUCUACAUCCAUAGAGAUAUUAAAUCAGCAAACAUUUUGAUAGACAAAAACUUUCGUGCAAAGGUUGCAGAUUUUGGUCUCACAAAAUUGACGGAGUAUGGUAGUUCUUCAUUACAAACGCGUCUUGUGGGAACCUUUGGCUAUAUGCCUCCAGAAUAUGCACAGUAUGGUGAUGUUUCCUCCAAAGUAGAUGUAUAUGCUUUUGGAGUUGUUCUCUAUGAACUCAUAUCAGGCAAAGAAGCUAUCGUCAAGACAAACGAUCCCGAGAACGAAUCAAAAGGACUAGUCGCCUUGUUUGAAGAAGUUCUUGGUCUGUCAGAUCCAAAAGAAGAUCUUCGUCAACUUGUUGACCCUAGACUUAGUGACAAAUACCCUCUUGACUCAAUAUUUAAGGUGUCUCAGCUUGCGAAAGCAUGCAAAAUCCCAAGAUGUUCCAGAGAUUUUGGAAGUUCAAGAAGGAGAACGGUUGAAGAAGACGAUACUAUGAAAUCAAAGGCUAAAAGGGAAGAAGACGUUUUGAGUGAUAAAAUGUGGACAACUGAUCGUCCUCUUAGGAAAGGACUAGAGCCCGGAAAGUUUCUUACUGCAUUGAAGAAGAAAAGAAAAUUUGAAGACGAUAUCUUGGCUGACAAUUUGGACGAUGAUGAAAUUGUUGUUCCUUCAAACCCAAAUUCCCGAAGCAAAGCUAGAAAAAUUGAUAAUCGUAAGGUAUCCCAAUCUGUCAAUAGCAGACAUUUCAAAAGAGUGUCCCUUUUGCCAAAACAAUUGCAAUUGCAGUGUUUGUUUGCGUUCAACAGGAAUGAUUGUGUUUCAAUAUGUGAAUGGGGAUUUGAUUAUAUGCAUGGUGGUGAUCCAUUACCAGUAUCUUGUAAUUUAGAGCCUUCAAGAGGUCAUGCUAAGAUAUUUACCAAAUGGAAUGCCAAUAGUGAUGGAAGUAUUAGAUGUGCACCAAAAGAAAUGGGAGGCUGUGGUGGCCCUGUGAUGGAGCUGAAGCGCAUUCUUUUAGAUGGGUGGAUAUCAGACUUGGAAGACAAAGCUCGUAACCUGCUAAAAGCCUUUUGCAAAACUGAACAAACAACUCUUCAGAAAGAAGCAAUAUCAACUUGCAAUUCUAAGAUAAGAGCAGCUUUUAGAAAUGACACAAGUGAUAAUAACUUAUACUGUCCAUUUUCAAGUGACCUCAUAAAUAAAGGGCUGCAUCUCUUCCAAAAACACUGGACUCAGGGCGAACCAAUCAUUGUUCGUGAUGUUCUUAAGCAGGGGACGGGUCUUAGUUGGGAGCCAAUGGUCACAUUGCGAGCCCUGAGUGAAAAUGUGGUUCCAGGAAGCAGCUCAAAUAUGACAGAAUUGAAGGCCAUUGAUUGCCUUUCUUCUUGUGAGGUAGAAAUCAGUGCUGGUGCAUUCUUCAAGGGUUAUACCCAAGGAAGAACAUACAAAAAUCUGUGGCCAGAGAUGCUAAAGUUAAAAGACUGGCCUCCCUCUGACAAGUUUGAUGAUCUUUUGCCUCGCCAUUGUGACGAGUUUAUCCACUGCUUGCCAUUUCAAGAGUAUUGUGAUCCUCGAGCUGGGAUCCUCAACCUUGCUGUAAAGUUGCCAUCCCAUGUUCUAAAGCCAGACCUUGGUCCAAAGACAUAUAUUGCUUAUGGAAUUACAGAGGAACUUGGCAGGGGAGAUUCAGUUACAAAACUUCACUGUGACAUGUCUGAUGCUAUGAGCAUUCCUAUGGUUAAUAAUUUUACAUUCCUUGUUACUUUGCCUAGUUUAAAGGUUGUUUUUCUAUGGGUCUGUAAAGAUUGUAAAGCUCGCCUUGACGAAGAACUACGCAAAGACAACAGAGAAGAAAAUAAGUGUGCUAUCUCUAAAGAAUCAGGUGGUGCUCUUUGGGACAUCUUUCGGAGAGAGGAUACUGAAAAGUUAAAAGCAUAUUUAAGGAAGCACUUCAAAGAAUUUAGGCAUACUUAUUGCUCUCGGGUUGAAGAGGUUGUUCAUCCAAUUCAUGACCAAUGCUUUUACUUGACUUUGGAACAGAAGAAGAAUCUGAAGAAGGAGUUUGAACCUUGGACUUUUCAGCAACAACUUGGGGACGCAGUAUUUAUUCCUGCUGGAUGUGCUCACCAACUCAGGAAUCUUAAGGUGAAACAACUCUUGACACAUUGA